Molecule: messenger RNA, 614 nt
Organism: Scaptodrosophila lebanonensis
Lineage: Eukaryota; Metazoa; Arthropoda; Insecta; Diptera; Drosophilidae
Gene: Cib2
Product: calcium and integrin-binding family member 2
Exons: 5
Coding region: 44-613 (189 amino acids)
Molecular function (GO): calcium ion binding
Source: RefSeq, a predicted model, not a curated record
ACACAUAAACAAUUGAAGUGCAAAAUAAGUGCGUGGAGCUGCAAUGGGCAACAAAGUUGUUACUUUCACCGAACAACAACUCGACGACUAUCAGGACUGCACGUUCUUCACACGCAAGGAAAUUUUGCGCGUGCAUAAACGUUUUCGAGAGCUACGUCCAGACUUGGUUCCGCGCCAAAUGACCGAGGGUCAAGCCUCAAGUGUCAAGGUUCCAUGCGAAUGCAUUGAAAAGAUGCCGGAGUGGCGUGAGAAUCCAUUUCGACGACGCAUUUGCGAGGCCUUUUCACGCGAUGGCCAGGGCAAUUUAUCCUUUGAGGACUUUUUGGACGCACUGUCCGUAUUCAGCGAGCAAGCGCCAAGAGACAUUAAAGUUUUCUACGCUUUCAAAAUUUAUGAUUUCGAUCAAGAUGGCUUCAUUGGGCACGCUGACCUCAUGUCCUGCCUGACAACAAUGACCAAAAACGAACUCACGCCCGAGGAGCAAUGUUUUGUGUCCGACAAGGUAAUCGAGGAGGCCGAUGUCGAUGGCGAUGGCAAGCUGUCCAUUUUGGAAUUCGAGCAUGUGAUACUGCGUGCGCCAGACUUUCUGUCGACAUUUCACAUUCGGAUAUAGA